Saccostrea cuccullata (small rock oyster) is the source of this 800-nucleotide messenger RNA. RefSeq names its product glycerophosphocholine phosphodiesterase GPCPD1-like. The transcript is spliced from 6 exons. NCBI's taxonomy places the organism in Eukaryota, Metazoa, Mollusca, Bivalvia, Ostreida, Ostreidae. The annotation marks the transcript as partial. The record is from RefSeq and is a predicted model, not a curated record. Gene Ontology annotation, molecular function: starch binding.
AAAAAAUUAUCAUUAUUAAGAUGGCAGACAGAAAAAGGAAAACUAGCUGACAGCGGCUAACGAGUAGUGUGAUUAAUACACCGAAGUUGUUCAUAUUUCUUCUGAGAUUAUAACUCCAUAUAUAGACUGUCACCAUGACGAUGAUGUCGGUGACUUUUGAGGUGAUGUUCCGGGUGGCGGUAGAGGUGGAGAAAGAUGAGGUGGUGUGUGUGGUGGGGGACUGUGACCGCCUCGGAAACUGGGACCCCCACCACGCGGUGGUGCUGACGCGGGAGUCCACCAGCCCCUCACAGUGUAGGAAGAACAAGGAGGAAGCCAGUGGGUGCACAGAGGGAAAACAGGCAACAUGUGAUGUUUGGAGGAAGAGAGUAAAACUGUGUGGAAUGAAAAAGUACUGCUACAGAUACUUUGUUUGUCAAAUAAUGGAGUCGGACAGUGAAUCUACGGACAAAUCUGUGAAGGUCAUUCGCUGGGAAACUAACAUUGCACCCAGGAUCUUUUCUCCCACAGACUAUAUGCAAGAUCCACUCAAGUAUGAUGCAACAAUAGAAAAAUUUGGGGAAUAUGGUGGAAAAUUCCAUGUAACUAAUGGAUGGUUGACAGACCAACUAGAAAUACAUAUCCGUAUGCAUGGCAACCCAAUUCGUAUGUGGAAGCCCAAAUACAGAAAGCAGACUUACAGAAUAAAGUGCACUCCUCUUGAUCAACGAUACCAAGACCAUUUAGAUGAAGAUGAGGAGGAAGAUGAAUGGGGAACACAUGUGUCACCACCAGCUACCUUCACCAAAGUGCUAGUGUCU